AUGGACCACACCGACGACACCACCAACAAAAUGUGCGGCAAGCUCAACAACACAGACCCAACAACAGCAUCCGCCUCGGAGCCUCCUCACUCCCCCGCGACGAAUGAUCCCAGAAGAACCGGCGACGAUACUACCUCGCGGAGCGCCACAUCAACCUCCAAUCUCGGCAUCACCACGACCACUCUCCACGACGCCCGACUACGCAAUCUGACUACAGCCAAUCGAGCCACAUCCAACGCCCGCACCGAGUACCACGCCCUUCAAGCCGAAGCCACUCGCCAACGCAUCGACGCUCUGCAGAAACCGCUAGUGCUCACCGAGGAACAUGUCAACGUUCUCACAGAAAAGCGCGGGCUUGAGGAUUUGGUGCGCAUAUGCAGAACCAUAGAGACUUGUGCAGGGAUAUCUCAAGAGGCUGAGAUCAAAUUACUCGAGGAGAGGCUGGCGGAUAUCAAGUAUGUGGAUUACAUGGAUGAGAUGCUUGAGUGUAUUAAGUGA
Messenger RNA from Neurospora tetraspora, 498 nucleotides. RefSeq lists its product as uncharacterized. NCBI's taxonomy places the organism in Eukaryota, Fungi, Ascomycota, Sordariomycetes, Sordariales, Sordariaceae. The coding region runs from base 1 to 498 and encodes 165 amino acids. The transcript has a single exon. The record is from RefSeq and is a predicted model, not a curated record.